Messenger RNA from Cladocopium goreaui, 4344 nucleotides. Lineage: Eukaryota; Dinophyceae; Suessiales; Symbiodiniaceae. The record is from the annotation of a GenBank genome assembly.
AUGGGAGCUGGACCCUGCCGUGGCUGCUGCGACCGCGAACGUGAUGCCAUGGGGGGCUUCGUCGGAGACGAGCCCGCCAUUCCCAUCUUCGGGGAGGAGAUUGAGGCGUUGUCCAUGCCGCCCAUCGUCCCCAGCAAGUCGGUUCGGGAGAUGUCACCGCAGAACUCCUGUCACAGCACACCAUCCAAGAAGUCCAAGACGCCCAAGACACCAAAGACGCCAAUGUCGCCGCGUACGGAACAUGUCGAUCGAGAAUCUGAAUUCUCUGAUGUGGAUGGUUUCGAGAUGCGGGCGCCGGUGUUCAUGGAGGCCGAGUUUGACUUCUACGACCCCUUGUCCAAGAAGGCCGAGGCCCUACCCUUGGUCGAAGAGGUACAGCAUCACCGGCCCGGUGCUCAUGGUCCGGCGAAGCAGGACUCACCACAGCUGCCAGUGCCGGAAAAUCCGCAGGACCCAGGGGCAAUUACGCCCAAGACCAAACGGAGGAAUGAGGUGGAGGUACUCACCAAAUGGGGUGUGCUUUCUGGAAAGUUGAUCUUCAGCAGGGUGUUGACUCUCACCACCAUGGGAAGUGUCUAUGUGAUUCGCGCUCAACAGGCACGACUUGAACAGAACUCCCGGGUUUGGAGGCGGAUUGAGGGAAGGGCACGACGAGUUGUAACUGCUGCUGCCUCUCUGUCCGCGCGCGUGGUCCAGGAAAAAGGGGACAUGUAUCAUGCGGACUGGCGCACCAAUGAAGGUGGCGCACUGUCCGAGCUUUUUACUUCAGAAUAUAUUGACACCUUGAUGAUACUGGCGAAAGCAGGUGCUAAGUUACUGGCUUCGCAACCGGUGCUGGCAGCGGCUCAAGUGCCAUGUCGAAUUUUUGGCGACCUCCAUGGCCAGCUGCGGGAUCUGUUGUUGCUCUUUGCAGCCUUUGGCUUCCCGGGAAGUAAGGAAGAUACCGCGGAUGAUGAUGCGAUGUCCUACGUCUUCAAUGGAGACUUUGUUGACCGGGGCGCUCAUUCCUUGGAGGUCAUCGGCCUGCUGUUAGCAUUGAAAGUCUCCAUGCCCAACCGAAUUUGGCUGGUGCGGGGAAACCAUGAAGACAGGACCAUGAACGCGAGAUAUGGCUUCUUUGACGAAUGUCAGGAACGCCUAGGAGACACCUUUGGUUCAAAGACCUACGACCUUCUGCAAAAUGCGUUUGAUCAGUUGCCUUUAGCCUGUGUGGUGGGUGGCCAAAUCCUAUGCGUUCACGGUGGUGUGGGGGAUGGCCGCUGGGAUCUGAACGAACUGCGUGCCAUUCGGCGACCCUUGGGACAGCUGGAGCUGGGCAGGAGCGAAAACCGCUGGAUUCACAACAUCCUCUGGUCCGAUCCAAUUGAGGAUGACCUGGCACAACGAUGUGACGAGAGCGAGACUGGCCCAGUCUUUGGGGUUCACGAAAGCCCCAGAAACACCACUGCGGUGCUCUUCGGCUGGGACGUGACGAAAACCUUUUGUGCCCGAAAUGGUGUGGCCAUGGUGGUUCGGAGUCACCAGUCAAAGCGAUAUGGCUUGGGCUUCGACUUGAUGCACGAUGAGAAGUUGAUUCGCGUCUUUUCGGCCAGGGACUACGAGGGCCACUGCAACGACGGUGCGGUGCUCUUGGUGCGGGCCAUCGAGCAUGAGGAGCCGCCAAGCUCCAUGUCCAUCCGGGCACAAGUCCUUGGAUCCUACGCGAAGAAGAAGAAGAAAGCUGCCAAGAAGCUUCAAGAGUUGAACGCUUUGGAGAAGGCCUUGGGAGAACAUGACGUGGACCAUGACGUCCACUCCAUAGGGGAUGGUUUUCCCAGACCCGAUCGUGGAACGUCCCUGGAGGAAAUCACUCAGAAACAACAGAGUCUACAGGCUUCAGGGACCGCCCCUUAUGAAACGCGAACCGCCAGAAGAUGGGCCCCUUGGCGGAUCUUUGAUGGCCAUUUGAUGGCCAUGAAGCCUCCAUCGAAGCGUGCACGCAGCCCCGCGGUGGGCGAGCCUGCCGUUGGGCGAAUCAUCAGCUUCUUUGCCCAGAAAGGCUAUGGGUUCCUUCAGUCUGGGGUGUGCGCCAAGGAUGUCUUCUUCCCGAGAGCGGCUUUGCCACUUGAGCUACAGGAACUUGAGUUGAAUCAGCUGAAGGGGCUGGAGGUGAACUUCACUUUCUUGGAGAUGGACGGCAAGCCGCGAGGGGAAAACAUCUCCCCUCGAGGGCCUUUGCCGGGCCCGCCUCGGGUGUCUCCGCUUUUGGCCCCACCGGCCCCACCGGGGCUGCCGAGCAUGCCGCAUCCAGGCGGUGAUCGACAAGCCCUGUUGGGCAUUCACACGGGCACCCUGCGGUCCUACGAUGCCAAGAAGGGCUUCGGCUUCAUCUUGCCCGAUGACCUGCCGGAGGACAUUUUUUACCUCAGGAGUGAGCUCCCCCCAGAACUGGAUGGGAUCGAACCCAUGCGAAACCAGGUGGUCGACCGACGAGUUGAUUUUGAAGUGAGACAAAUGGAGAAUGGCAAGCUGCGGGCCCAGAAAUUGCGCUUCAUCGCGCCCCGGGGCCCCGGCGGCCCGGGCCCCCUGCUGCCACCGCCGCCGAUGAUCCCGCGGGCACCGCAGAUGCCCGCACCGUCAGGUCAUCGGGAAGCGGCGUUGAGCUACGGCCGCAUACGCAACUACUACCCCAGCAAGGGCUACGGCUUCAUUGAAGGCAAUGGCCGGGAGGAUCUCUUCUUCCUCCCCAGCUCUCUGCCCAAGGAGCUGCUGGAAAGCAAACAACCUUUGGAAGGCCUGGAGAUCACCUUUGAAGCCUACACCAAUGAGGAGGGAAAGGCGCGUGCCCGAAACAUUUCACCGUACCUUCCUCCACCUCCCCGGGGCCCGCCGCCUCAUUUGGCCAGUCGCGCGCCCCCACCACCUCCCGUUCACAUGGUACAAAUGAUGGCACCACCUCCCCUGAUUCCAGCAGGAGCAGCCCUUCAGAUGGCCCCGAAGGUGGAGCAUCGAGUGGUGGUGGGCACGGUGCAUUCCUACGAUGUGUCCAAGGGCUUUGGAUUCAUGAAGGCCGAGGGUCUCAAUGGCGACAUCUUCUUUGCCAGGUCCGAGUUGCCCGUGGAGUUGAGGGAGGAAGAGAAGGAGCAGUUGCUUGGGAAACACAUGGAGUUCGAACUGAAGACCAUGCCGGAUGGCAAGUUUCGUGCCAGGAAACUUCUACAUCUCAGACGCAUAGGUGGUCCACGGGCCCGUGGCAGGGUGAUCAAGUACUACCAAGAGAAGGGCUACGGUUUCAUGGACUGCGGCUGGGCCGACAACGUCUUCUUUUUGCGGAGUUCAUUGCCAAAGGAUCUCAAUGAUGCGCCCUUUGAGGAGUUAAAGGAGCUGGAAAUCUCCUUUGAGGUGACAUCCAAAGAUGGAAAGCCGCGGGCCAAGGGCCUGGAAAUUGUUGGUCGGGAGAGACAAGCCUCAGAUCAUAAGGAGCCACAGGACGGAGAGACUCUUAUCGGUGAGAUCGUGAACUUUGAUCCAACCAAGGACUUUGGUUUCGUCCGUGCCAAAGACUGCGAUCAGGACAUCUACUUCACCCGAGCAGAGCUUCCCAGCGAGCUAUCCGGCUCCGAUCGGAGAGACCAGGUGGUGGGCAAAGAGGUGGAAUUCGAGGUUCAAGUGAAGUCUGAUGGGAAGCUGCGGGCUCACCAGAUGCAGCUGAGCAGCGCAGGUGAGCCUGGCGAGCCUGAGUCAGAGCUGGAAGAUGACGUGGUGCAGGAGAUGGAAGACUUCCUGGUUGACAAUGGCAAUCGUCAAAACUAUGGAAACUUCACGAAUCGCUUUCCGAGAGUGCGGAAAAGCAAACUCCUGAAGCACUUCCGGAUUGUCGAUGGAGAUGGUCGGCAAUUUGUCGAACUUCCACUAGACCAUCCUCGACGCACUGCGGAGGAGUCGGUGGAGGAAGCGACUAGGGAUGCACCCGGGCCGGAGGAGUUUGUGGAUGACUUUCCAGAAGGGCCAACACAGGAGGUUGGCGAAGAUGACGUCGACCCCAACGAACCGGCCAUUCCCCUGGGCCCUGGGUUGCAUCCUCUGGGCGUGAUCCGAGACUACGACGCUAAGAAAGGAUUUGGCUUCAUCCGGUGUCAAGGCUUAAGCGAGGACGUCUUCUUCCCGCGGACCGCCCUGCCCAAGUCCUUCCAGGGCCAGAACAUACGAGAUAUGCCGGAGUUGAGGGGUGUUCAGGUGAGCUUCAACUAUAAUCCCAGUGGGGGCCGUGGACCUCGCACCGAUUCGGUGCAACUACUUCUUCGGUGGCUGGCCGCAGAUAAGUGUUGGCUCUUGAAGCGAACUCCGAUCCCUGCAAAGCCAUGA